Molecule: messenger RNA, 1296 nt
Organism: Closterium sp. NIES-65
Lineage: Eukaryota; Viridiplantae; Streptophyta; Zygnematophyceae; Desmidiales; Closteriaceae
Source: the annotation of a GenBank genome assembly
AUGCGCAAGAUGUACGAGGGACAAGCUGCUGCGACAGAAGAGAAAGAGAGCGCGGUGUUGGCUGCUAUAGAGUCGGUCAAAGCUGGUGGCAAACGGGCCCGCAUGACCGAGUACCUUGAGGGCGACGCUGCUGUGGCAAAAUGUGAAGCACACAAAGGCCUUGCGCUCAUGUUUGCCGCAUUUCGCCUCCUAGAGAACCUCAUCGACCAUCUGCUCUUCGUCAACUCUAUGCACCUGGUUGCACGCAGCGGUCACGGCUACAUUCCCCCACAUUGCAAGUACAUCGGCGGGGCCGGACUGCUCGCUUGCCGCAAGGGUACUGAGAACGGCGUGAUGGGGAUCAAGGCUAGCUGGAAGAAGACGGGUGUUACCAUCGCGUCCGACAUGAUGACGGACAAGUGUGGCAGGCCGCAGGCAAAUGUCCUCCUCGUGAAUGACGCUUGCGCCGUCCUGAAGGAGUGUGUGGACUACAACAUGGAGAAGAUAGGGGGAUAUGUCGCGUGGUUACUGAAACCCGUCGUGGAGAAAGUGGGACCUGUGAACAUCGUUGCGCUCUAUAUGGAUGGGGAUUUUAACUACGCAUCGGUGUGCCAGAAGCUGAUUGAGAUGUGGCCCCACAUUCAGCAGGUUCCUUAUGCCACCCACGUCAUGGACCUGAUGAUGGAGGACGUGGGGAAAAUGGGCUCCACCCUCACGCAGAUGGUCCUCGGCAACGAGUGGAAGGAGUGGGCUGCUCGCUCGCGCAAGGUGGCUGCAGAGAAGUUUGCCGCAUUGGUACUCGACUCGACUUGGUGGAAAACAGCCGAGUUUUUCACCAAGCUGCUGGAGCUCCCUUUCGAGGCGAUGUGCAAGACGGACGGGGAGGCAAAAGGGAUGAUGGGCAGGAUCUACGACGUGAUGCUCCAACGCACAGAGGACGUUGGGGCUCUCGUGGAUGCCGAUGAGAAGCAGUUGUGCUAUAGCGAGAAGCAACAGAUCCGCCGCAUCCUAAAAACUGUCCACACUGCCCACAGGAACCGCUUAGGGUCCGCCAAGUGUGCGGAUUUGGUGUUUGUUGCGCACAACUGGAACGUUGUGCACAACUGGCACACGCGCAAGGAUGUGUGUGGGAAUGAGCCGAAGCCCCCCAUCCUCGAAGGUUACAAUGUGCUGGAUGAGGAGGAAGAGGAGGAGGAGGAGGAGGAGGAGGAGGAGGAGGAGGAGGAGGAGGAGGAGGAGGAGGAGGAGGAGGAGGAGGAGGAGGAAGAGGAGGAGGAGGAGGAUGACGACGACAUCUUGGAGGACGAGUAUGAGUAG